Molecule: messenger RNA, 1193 nt
Organism: Nymphalis io (European peacock)
Lineage: Eukaryota; Metazoa; Arthropoda; Insecta; Lepidoptera; Nymphalidae
Product: fibroin heavy chain-like
Exons: 6
Coding region: 1-1182 (393 amino acids)
Biological process (GO): chorion-containing eggshell formation; multicellular organism development
Cellular component (GO): egg chorion
Molecular function (GO): structural constituent of egg chorion
Source: RefSeq, a predicted model, not a curated record
AUGUCUACCUUCGCUUUCCUUCUCCUCUGCGUCCAAGCUUGCUUGGUUCAGAAUGUAUACAGCCAGUGCCGCGGUGCGCUAGCUGGGCCUCUUGGAUGGGAAGCCGGUCUGGCUGGACCCACUGGUUGUGGGUGGGGCCCUGGCAUCGCUGGUCUAGGCUGGGAAGCCGGUCUCGCUGGUCCCGCUUACGGUUUGGGUCUUGCUGCUCCAUAUGGUGCUGCCUACGGUGGUGCCGGUGUUGGUGAUGUAGCCGUCGCUGGUGAAAUGGGCGUCGCUGGUACUACCCUGGUUGCUGGCCAUGUACCUAUCCUUGGUGCUGUAGAGUUCGGAGGUGUUGUGCCAGCUGGUGGAGCUGUCUCCAUUGCUGGUAGCUGCGGCUGCGGCUGCAACGAUGCCGCAGCCGCAGCUACCAGCAAUGGAGACUGCUCCACCAGCUGGCACAACACCUCCGAACUCUACAGCACCAAGGAUAGGCACAUGGCCAGCAACCAGGGUAGUACCGGCGACGCCCAUUUCACCAGCGACGGCUACAUCACCAACACCGGCACCACCAUAGGCAGCACCAUAUGGAGCAGCAAGACCCAAACCCCAGUCGUCCCGGAUUUGCUGCAUGGUCCCUUGAAACAUUAUCAAGUUUGUAUUCAAACGGUAAACAUGUUCAAGGCUGCACUUUUCGUCUGCGCUCAGGCGCUCUUCAUCCAGUCCAUCGCUGGACAAUGCAUCGGAGCUGGAUGGGGCGCUCCCUUAGCUGCUGCUCCUUAUGGUCUCGCCGGUCCUCUUGCUGGCAACUGUGGAUGCGGAAUUGCUGCCAUCCCUGCCUCCAGCGGUGGUGGUCUCGGUGUGUCCAGCGCUUCUGCUAUCCCACCAAACGGAGUAUCUGUACUCUCAGAAAACGCUAUUGAAGGAACUCUCGCCGUCGCCGGUGCUCUGCCGUUCUUGGGAACCGUCGCUCUAGAAGGUGCUCUGCCAACUGCUGGUGCUGGUGCUGUCAACUACGGAUGUGGCAACGGGGCCGUUGCUAUUUUGGAGGAACUCGCUCCCGCUGGUAUUGCUGGCCCACUCGGCUACGGCCUUGGUCCUUACGGUGCUAUUGACGGUUUCGGCUACGGCGGUCUCGGUUACGGCAUUGGACCUCUGGCUGGACCUUACCGUGCUGGUUGUGGCUGUGGUUCCCUCAUCUAAAACCGACAAUA